This is a messenger RNA of Eutrema salsugineum, 1239 nucleotides long. RefSeq lists its product as uncharacterized. The transcript has 2 exons. The coding region runs from base 1 to 1239 and encodes 412 amino acids. The record is from RefSeq and is a predicted model, not a curated record. NCBI's taxonomy places the organism in Eukaryota, Viridiplantae, Streptophyta, Magnoliopsida, Brassicales, Brassicaceae.
AUGGCUCUUGAUGCUGCAAGCAAUGGGAACUUCAACACCAGAUACCCAGACGAAGCUGUUGAGCUCAUCGAAAACUUGGCAUCUAGCAAUAGUACAAAGAAUGCAGACUAUCAGCGAAAGAAGCAGGGUGGAAACAUGGAUGGAUCGCAGAUUGCUGAGGUGAAGGCUAAGCUAGACUCUGUGCAUAGCCUUCUAGUGGGUAAGAAAUCUGUCAGAUACCCUGCAGAAGUUCAGAAUUUCGGACCAGAUGAAGCACUUGAGGAAGAGGAUGUUAACUUCAUUAAUGGAGCUGGAUUUCAGGGUCAGAGAUUUGGUACUCAGCAAGGGAACACGAAUUACAAUGGAAAUAUUCAGAGGAGUAGCUUCACAGGUAAUCAGAACUCUUCUGGUUACAGCUUCAAACCUCAGUACCAGACAUCCUACUCCAUCAACAGUUUUUCAAGGAACUAUGGUUCUCCUCCUCCUCAAACUCCAGAUAAUGAGGUGAAAUCUAUGCUGGAACAGAUCUUGGAAGGUCAGCAGAAGAUGACUGUGGAUUUCAAUGGGAAGUUUGAUGCUCUGUAUCUGGAUCUGAAUGGAAAAAUUGAAGUUCUGAACACUCAUGUCAAGAAGCUUGAUACUCAGGUUGCUCAGACUGCAGAGUCUGUAAAAAGGCAAGAAGGAUUCUUUCCUGGGAAGACUGAUACCAAUCCUAGGCAUUACUGCAGUGCCAUCUCGUUAAGGAGUGGUAAGAAGUUGACUCCUGUGCUUAAAAAGGGUGUUUCUGAGGAUGAAAUCGUGGAGUUAGACGAAUCUGAAGAAAAUUUUGAAAUUGCUCCUACUCUCAGACACUAUGUGAAGAGGAUGGUGACUAAUAAUCUGAGUCAUGAGGAAGGAGUGAUGAUGAUUUCUGAACAGGUCAGUGUUGUGAUUCAGAAUAAGAUUCCAGAGAAACUCUCGGACCCAGGAAACUUUGUUUUGGACUGCUCUAUCUUCUCAAAGAGGUUCAAGAGAUCGCUGUGUGAUCUUGGUUCGAGUGUUAACCUAAUGCCAUACUCUGUAGCUGUUAGCCUUGGGAUGACUGACUUCAAGCCAACUAAGAUCUCUCUAAUCCUAGCAGAUCAAUCUAAAAGAAUCCCAAAAGGUGUCUUGGAGGAUGUUCCGAUUAAAGUUGGUGAGUGCAUAAUUCCUACGGAUUUCGUGGUUCUAGAAUAUGGAGAGGAACCCAAAGAUCCUCUUAUCUUGGGAAGAUCGUUUUAA